AGGAUGGCGACGGCGCAGUUACCGACUGACUGCCGCUGUCGGAGGUGGUGGUUCAGCAUGAUAAAAAGAUGGAUCAUUUCACAAGAAGAUUUGUUCUGGGGCCGCAGUCUGUCCCUUUCUGUCUACACCUGAAGAAUAAACAUUUCCAGCGAUAAAAUUUCAAGCAACAUGGGCUCUACCAAUCCAACGCCUCACGCGUAUCCGGUCCCACCGUCUGGCGUGUAUGCUCCUGCGGUCACCUUCUUCGAUCCUGCCACCGAUACCUUGCGUCCCAAUGAACAAGCACAGUACUAUUCCUACCUGGCAAAUUCCGGGCUGAGAGGAUUGGUUAUCUUGGGGACAAAUGCAGAGACCUUUCUGCUCACCCGCGAUGAAAGAGCUGCGCUGCUGCGGUUAGCACGCAAGUCGGUUCCUGAAAACUAUCCCAUUAUUGCCGGGGUCGGGGGCCAUUCAACAGCGCAGGUGCUUGAGUAUAUCGCUGAUGCCCAUGCUGCUGGGGCCAACUAUGUCCUCGUGCUCCCUUGCGCAUAUUUCGGCAAGCAGACCACACCCACGGUCGUCCACAACUUCUACGCCGCCGUCGCGAAAGCCUCUCCUCUUCCCAUCCUCAUCUACAACUUCCCUGCCGUGUGUAAUGGCCUCGAUUUGGACUCGGAUGCAAUUGCUGCUUUGGCGCAGGAGUUCCCGAACAUUGUUGGAGUGAAAUUGACCUGUGGCUCGGUGGGAAAGAUCACACGAUUGUCGGCCACCUUCCAACCCGAGCGGUUUGCGGUGUUUGGGGGACAGUCGGACUUCUUAGUCGGGGGGCUGGCGGCAGGGUCGGCAGGCUGCAUUGCUGCUUUUGCCAACAUCUUCCCAAAGACAGUCGCCAAAGUCUUUGAUCUGUGGAAAAUGGGCAAACAUGAUCAGGCGUUGGCACUCCAGAGAAUGUCGGCCCAUGCCGAGAACCCCACAAAGGCAGGAAUUGCCACGACCAAAUAUGCUGUUAGUCAGUUCAGUGCGAAGAAAGCAGGGAUCCAAGGCGAUCUUGAGGCCAUGCUGCGACCGCGGCGACCGUACGAAGAGCCUAGUGAAGCGGUCAAGAAGAAGAUUGUCGAGGUGAUGUUGCCAGUGGAUGAGGUCGAGAAGACACUGUGAAGGUUGGGGUGAGCGAAUGCUAGAAAAUAGAAGGAUCUUGAGAAAGCUCUUGUUUUUGUUUUGGGAAAGUCUCGUCGUCGCGACUCUAGACUUCCACAGCCUUGCUUGAUCUCAAUCGGGCUGCAUGUCCAACGCCGUGCUACCCGAUGAAGCUCCACGCUGUGCAAGCCACCUCGUCAGCAGCAGAUCCUUUGCAUACCGUUUUCCGGGCUAGUUGCUUCGCAAAAGUAGGCGUUAUCGAUAACAUGGUCUUUAGUAGGACUGAUCUGCC
This is a messenger RNA of Cladophialophora immunda, 1408 nucleotides long. RefSeq lists its product as uncharacterized. Bases 169 to 1137 code for a protein of 322 amino acids. NCBI's taxonomy places the organism in Eukaryota, Fungi, Ascomycota, Eurotiomycetes, Chaetothyriales, Herpotrichiellaceae. Gene Ontology annotation, molecular function: 4-hydroxy-tetrahydrodipicolinate synthase activity. The transcript has a single exon. The record is from RefSeq and is a predicted model, not a curated record.